Cydia strobilella is the source of this 3966-nucleotide messenger RNA. RefSeq names its product zinc finger and SCAN domain-containing protein 10-like. NCBI's taxonomy places the organism in Eukaryota, Metazoa, Arthropoda, Insecta, Lepidoptera, Tortricidae. The record is from RefSeq and is a predicted model, not a curated record. Gene Ontology annotation, biological process: regulation of transcription by RNA polymerase II. Gene Ontology annotation, cellular component: nucleus. The transcript is spliced from 9 exons. Bases 184 to 2100 code for a protein of 638 amino acids. Gene Ontology annotation, molecular function: RNA polymerase II transcription regulatory region sequence-specific DNA binding; DNA-binding transcription factor activity, RNA polymerase II-specific.
CGUCGGAGCAAGCGCUUGGAAGUUGAAAUAAAUAUAUUUAUUUCGUUGAAAUAUCCAGUUGAAUAAGCAUUUAGCGUGUUUGUGACGUUAAAGAAAUAUACAAUUUAAUCAUAUAAUGUUAUUCAGUCGUGAAUAGCUGCUAUAUUCAUUCGUAUUCUUCGAUGUAUUAAAUUAGGUGCCGUCAUGGGCAAAUCAUGCUGUAUAGAAGGCUGCGAUGUCUCCAGUCCAGAUGUUGAGUAUUUCAAGUUCCCCCGCAGCGGAGCCCUGCUGGCAGCCUGGAUAGAGGCGACCGGGGCGCCGGGGGGCGACGUGUGCUCAGCACACUUUACUGACGCGGACUAUAAAAGUAUGCGCGGCAAACGACGGCUACUCGGCACAGCGGUACCCAGCGUGUUUGUUUCCGUAAGUUACAAUUAUCCCCAGGUUCCCCCGCAGCGGAGCCCUGCUGGCAGCCUGGAUAGAGGCGACCGGGGCGCCGGGGGGUUCCCCCGCAGCGGAGCCCUGCUGGCAGCCUGGAUAGAGGCGACCGGGGCGCCGGGGGGCGACGUGUGCUCAGCACACUUUACUGACGCGGACUAUAAAAGUAUGCGCGGCAAACGACGGCUACUCGGCACAGCGGUACCCAGCGUGUUUGUUUCCAAACCAUCCACAGAAAACGGAAACAUCACAGACCCAACGAAAGACACAAACAAAAACGCCAAUACGAACCCAAAAAAUAAAAAAGCUAAAGAGAAAAAGAGCACAAAGAAAGCUAAAGCCGAUUCUACCACAGACAACAUAAAUAAAAUAGCAACAGAUAAUAAUGCCAUAGACAAGGACGAAUCUACGACUGAUACUGAUGUAACUGAGAAUAAUGUCGAAAAUGGAGAGAGUUCACAGGAAACUAGGCAAGGCGGUGAAGAAAAUGGGAAACAGGACAAGAAUGGAGUAAUCGAAAAUGAUCAACCCGAAGUAAACGACAUCGAAGAUAUGAUAACCAAUUACCAGAUCAAACAGCCGCCCCUCGCCGAUCGACUCAACCCGGACCCUCUAGAGGACCUCAUCCCGGCCAUCUUGGAAAAGCAGAGCGUGCAGGAGUUACAAGCUACUGAGCAGGUCGACAUUGAAGUAGAGAUACAGGAAGAAACGAGGAAUAAUGAAAACACACAAGAGGUGGCCCAGGGCAAGUUGGACGUGAACCAGCUGGCAAACCAUAUAGCCAACAAGUUGGACAAUCAGCUGGCGCAGAUAAUGGCCACCGCGCCCGUCUUCAUAGAAGUCGCCGUGGAUCAGAAUGACACGCGAGCCGAGAGCCCCCAAGACUGCCUGAUGUUACUUGAGAGUGUCCAGUGUGAUAUAGAUCCUUCAAGCCUUAUGUUACCUGAGCACGGCCCGGACACCGACAGUGAUAUGGAGAUAGUAGAGACAGAUAACAAAACAACUGAAGACCCCAACCCAAUAUCUCUUCUUACAUCCAGCGACGAAGACGAAGUCAUUAUAGAAGAACCCCACAUCGACACAGUGGAGGUCUCAGACGAAACAGACGAAGAUGACAGACCUCUACAAAGGCUUAUUAAAGAGAAACCUAAACAGAAAAAACCGGAGAAGAAAAAGAAAAAAGGAAAUUUCGAGUACUUCGUUCAUUCCAGUCCGUACUACUGUGUCCAAUGUGACUUCAGAACGGACAACGAAGCAGAAUUCAUACGACAUAACAUAGAGCUCGGUCAUAUAAAUUCAACAACCAUCCAAGUAUGCUCAACAUGCAACUAUACGACUGCGAGCAAAGCACAGUACUCUAGACACAAGCGGAAACAUCGGGAUGAGAGAAACUUCAAGUGCCAUCUAUGUAAUUAUAAAGCGAGACAUAGCAUGAGUCUCAUCUACCAUCUCCGCUGCCAUGAUCCGGUUGAGAAGAAACAAGAGAAAUUCACGUGUGAUAAGUGCGGUUUUAGUUCAAAUGUGAAAAGUGAAGCGUUGAAUCAUUUGAAGAAUAAGAGUUGUGAAGGUAAUAAGUAUUCGUGUGAUCAGUGUAGUUAUAGUACGAAGAGACGGAAUGAUUUGAGGAGGCAUCGGCUGAGGAGGCAUUCCGUUGAUGAUAGUGAUGAGGAUUUUACUAUUUAACCAUUUGUACGCCAAGAACACCUAAAAUCGUCGUUACUUGUCGUGCCCACAGCGCCAUGGACAACUAUACUGUCCGCGCGCGAAUUCCGUGCACGGGUGAGGAAUGUUAGGAAUGUUGGGCGUCAUGACCGAGUGGUGUCAUUUUGUACGUACGGGCGCGGCGCACACCCCCCCACUUCCUAGACCUCCGAAUGCACGGAAUUGGCGCGCGGACAGUAGGUGUUAUGACGUACGCUGUCAAAGUAACCUUCACACUUUCAAGUAAGGUUUACAUUAGCUCGCUUGCGCCUGGGACUAUGGAUGGUAUAGAAAGGAUGCCAAUCUCUUAUGGCAGAAUUGUUGCAAAAGUGACCGCUUUCAGCUUUAAAUAAUAGUGCUUAAUCUCUCCGGUGGGGCUAGUUAGGCUCUGGGACAUGAGUAUAACAUGAACCAUAUAAGGCAAUAAAUAACCCGACCAAAUUACGUUGGUUGUUUUUGGUAGUAUUUCGGUGUAUGGUGGCGCCCCCUAAUUACUGUUUUUUGAUGGACACUUUUCAUACAUAGAGAUUUGGCUCCUUUAUAUAGUCUCCAUGCCUGGGACCUUGGCGUGUGAGUGACGUUUUGAUUACAACGUAAAACGUUCAAAGUUAAAGAUGAUACACGAAAUUAAUUAAUAUGUCUGACUUACUUUUAAAGCAGAGAUAGGUAAAUAACGACUGUAAAUCUCUAUAUAGUGUGCCUAAUCAUUGAGUGCAGUGGGAAAUAUCUCCAGGAUGAAAAUUAAAAUUUUAACGUAAUUUAUUUUCUAAAACCUAACUAACUAAUGUAAUGUGGGAAAUAACUAGCCGCCAAGCGGGCGCUACUGUCGUUCACACAGCCAAUAUUAUACUUAUGCGACCAAAAGGAAAGCCUAUUUCGAGUUAAACAUAUCCACUUUAAUAAAAUAAAAAAACAAUAAGAAAGAUUUGUUUUAGUUUUGUAUCUUUUUUUAAGUAAAACUAAUUUAGAUGUGCUUACCCCAUUUUUAAACACUACCAGUUUUUUUUUACAGUUUAAAAUGAUCCAAUAAAUUCCAGUAAAACUAGUAAGCUUAUACCUACAUACCUAAUUGGUUAUUUCGUCAAACGCGCUUUUAUAUAGAGAUUAUCAACCUUUAUUAUGAAAUUUUCAUUGAUAUUCCAAAAAAUAUUCAAAACAUAACUUAAUAGUCAAAUAUAAUAAGAUGAAAUAAUAGUUGUGACUAUUAAAAUAAUGAUAAAAUAAUUAUGUGUGAUUGUUUUUUUAUGCUUUACUGAAACUGAAAUUAUGUUGAUUAUUUUUUUAUGUAAUUAAUAGAAUUUAACCCUACCACCGCCAUAUUCAUAGUUGUGCACCAAUUGAACAACUACCAUUUAAACACUACCAGUUUUUUUUACGGUUUAAAAUGAUCAAAUAAAUUCCAGUAAAACUAGUAAGAUUAUACAUACCUAAUUGGUUAUUUCGUCAAACGCGCUUUUAUAUAGAGAUUAUCAACCUUUAUUAUGACAUUUUCAUUGAUAUUCCAAAAAAUAUUCAAAACAUAACUUAAUAGUCAAAUAUAAUAAGAUGAAAUAAUAGUUGUGACUAUUAAAAUAAUGAUAAAAUAAUUAUGUGUGAUUGUUUUUUUUAUGCUUUACUGAAACUGAAAUUAUGUUGAUUAUUUUUUUAUGUAAUUAAUAGAAUUUAACCCUGCCACCGCCAUAUUCAUAGUUGUGCACCAAUUGAACAACUACCAUUUAAACACUACCAGUUUUUUUUACGGUUUAAAAUGAUCAAAUAAAUUCCAGUAAAACUAGUAAGAUUAUAACAUACCUAAUUGGUUAUUUCGUCAAACGCACUUUUAUAUAGAGAUUAUCAGCCGUUAUUAUG